CGCUGUUUCAUCGACUGAUCCGCUGUUUCAUCGACUGAUCCGCGGCUCUACCAACGGACCUGCUGCUCCAUCAACAGGUUCCCGUCCCCCGGUCCAAAGCAUCUCCGUCCGGCUCGUCCGAUUCCAAUAACAGCGGCUCCAAAACCAUGUCUGCACCCAAGCUCGCCGCACACGCCGUCCGGUUCCCCAAGAAGAUGCCCACCAACUGGGUUCUGAAACAGAUCGCCCUCCCGCCGCCGGCCGACAAGUUCCAUCCGACGACGUUCUUCGAUGGCCGACCACGCCCACCCAAGAUCUCGCUGAAGCAACAGGAGCGCAUCCGCGAGGCUUGCUGGAUGGCUGGGCUGGAUCCUGUCAAGACCGUCGGUCUGCCUGAGGUCUCGGAGGAGAAGACCGUACAGCUCCCGCGGGGCUCGCAGCACGAAGUCGAUCGAUACGAGCGACAAAAGAAGAUCCGGGAAAACAUGUCGGGCAUGGCCGACAGGAUCGCCACCUGGAGAAAGGAACGUAGAGCCGCCAAACAAGCAUCCAAGCCCGAACAGCCCUUCUAACUUAUGUCCUUCAAUCCACCGCUACUGUAUUGGCUCCAACCUGACCGGUCCAAGACAAGCCCACCAUGUUGCGGUCGACGAUCAGCAUGUACAUUUUCAGCAAUACAGCUCUUCAGCCAUCAGCAGAGAAGCAUGGAAUC
This is a messenger RNA of Polychytrium aggregatum, 691 nucleotides long. RefSeq lists its product as uncharacterized. NCBI's taxonomy places the organism in Eukaryota, Fungi, Chytridiomycota, Chytridiomycetes, Polychytriales. The coding region runs from base 147 to 551 and encodes 134 amino acids. The transcript has 3 exons. The record is from RefSeq and is a predicted model, not a curated record.